AUGCACGAGUGUCCCAUCUGUCUCGAAAAUAUCCAGACAUUUGCUCUGCUAGGAAGGGUGCUGCCAUGUCUCCACACUUACCAUGAACAAUGCCUUAUCCAGUGGUCUUCUCACUCCAACUCAUGUCCCACCUGUCGCAAACUCUUCCAUAAAAUCGAUAUCAUUGCAAGUCAUCAACCGAAUUUAGUUCAACGAUCGAUUCCCGUUAAAGACAAGAUCAUUGAGAAUGACGCCAUAAACGAAAUUCCCCAAGAGUUUAUUAUCCCGCCACAAAUUUAUGGCGAGGUGAGACCAGAAGAGCCUGACCGGGGACACAACGGCGUAUGCACCAUAUGCUCAAGUGCACAAUAUUCUCGACGCAACAAGGCCAUGGUUUCAUGUAUUGGAUGCGGUGCAACCUUUCAUACACUGUGUCUUGGUCACAAAGACGAACCUGAUUGGUAUUGCCCAGUGUGCGACUGUCACCAAGAAAUGCCCAUACAAUCCCCAAUUCGAGUUUCUAGACGGCUGGUUCCGGCUCCUCGGCGGGGACUCACGAUCUUCAAUGAAAACAAUGAGAUUGAGGAUUUUGAUGAUAGAGAGCACCCGACUCGGUCAGCCUCGGUUUUGAAUGGCGGGGUGCUAUUGCGACGAGAAGCAAGACAGUUGGAAAGCCUAACCAAAGAGGAGGCUGACUCAUGGAGCUUGUUGGAACUGGUGAGGCAUGGCUCAACUAAGGACAUUGAGGUGUCACUCCAACACUCAACAUCAGAGAAAAGAAAGAGACGAAAACGUACUGAUCCGUCAAGGGUUCUAGAUUCUACUGGUCCUUUGGAUCUUAAGGCAAGCAAUUCUGCUCAAAAACCAUCCCGAUUCGGCUCUUUAAUGAACCAAAUUAGAUCAGGUAGUUCUUCUGUCCACAUGGAGACAAAUCCACCUGUUCAAGAGGUUGUACUGGUCAGUGAAACUAUACCAUCUUUACCUUCAGGAGGGGAGAGGUCAUUGACCAGACGUACUGAGUUAUCAUUUGAGCAGAAGCACAAGGUGCAAAAGUAUGUACGCGAUAGACUCAGACCGCGAUAUAUUCCCAACUCUGAAUCGCUGGACCCUACUAUCAUUAAAUCCGAAUCGGAGUACAUCAAAAUCAACAAGGCCAUAUCGAGAAAAGUAUAUGCUGGCAUCUUAUCAUUGUUUGCUGCGAAUCCGGACCAAAUGGAUGAAAUCUUUGAGAAGGGGGAUUUGCAAUUGAGAGACUUGGUGAAUGAAUACGCAGAUCGGAGUUUAAACGUUUAA
This is a messenger RNA of Clavispora lusitaniae ATCC 42720, 1272 nucleotides long. Its product is annotated as ubiquitin-protein ligase. The record is from RefSeq and is a predicted model, not a curated record. Lineage: Eukaryota; Fungi; Ascomycota; Pichiomycetes; Serinales; Metschnikowiaceae.